AUGGCAUCCUUUUCACGACGAAGGCUCACCUUAGCCCUCCGCGGCCUUUCUACCGGCCUCAAUGGCGGACAACAACAGUUACUCGAGCAGCAAUUUCAGUCGCUGCAACUGAGCUCAGCAAUCCUUCGCCAACGGUGCAUGUCGACCGAUUCGACGGGGGGGAGAUCUCCGGCCCCUAUUACUGCCGCCGGCGAAAUCGACCUGGACCAGUUGGCCAAGGGACACCUUCUUGCUUCCCAUGCUCGACCAGUGCCUGUAUCGCCCUCCUAUUUCUCGCGCACUCCGGCAUUCAAUGACCGCUACCUCGCCCUCGAAAAACUAUCCAGGGCAUAUGGCAAUCUCCCGCUGAUCCCGGCAGCCGAUGCCGAACGUGUUGCUUGGAAGAACUUGGCAGACCUGAGGCAGUCGUUUGGCGAGCCAGUAAAGGCAACAGAUUAUGUCAAGUGCCUCACCAUCGUCAAGCGGCUACACCAGAUCCACCCCGAGCUGAAGCCGGAGGCGGUAAAGCGGGCGCUACAAGACUUCAAGCGGGACGUGCAGGCCUUCCUGAACGUGCCCAAUCCGAUACCCAUCGACAAGUUUGGACGAGCCCUUGGAGUCGGCAAGAGAAAGUCCUCGAUCGCCAGGGCGUAUGUUGUCGAGGGCGAUGGCCAGGUGCUAAUCAACGGCAAGACACUGCCAGAUUACUUCGGUCGUAUCCACGAUAGGGAGAGCGCCGUCUGGGCUUUGCACUCGACAGAUCGGAUCGACAAGUACAACGUAUGGGCGCGUGUUGAAGGGGGUGGCACCACAGGGCAGGCGGAAGCCCUCACGUUAGCCAUUGCGAAGGCCCUGCUGGCUCACGAGCCUGCGCUGAAGCCCGCGCUACGGAGAGCUGGUUGCGUUACCCGCGACCCGAGGAGAGUGGAGAGGAAGAAACACGGCCGGGUCAAGGCGAGAAAGGGAUUUACAUGGGUCAAGAGAUAG
Chaetomium globosum CBS 148.51 is the source of this 966-nucleotide messenger RNA. Its product is annotated as mitochondrial 37S ribosomal protein MRPS9. NCBI's taxonomy places the organism in Eukaryota, Fungi, Ascomycota, Sordariomycetes, Sordariales, Chaetomiaceae. The coding region runs from base 1 to 966 and encodes 321 amino acids. The transcript is spliced from 2 exons. Gene Ontology annotation, cellular component: ribosome; mitochondrial small ribosomal subunit. Gene Ontology annotation, biological process: translation. The record is from RefSeq and is a predicted model, not a curated record. Gene Ontology annotation, molecular function: structural constituent of ribosome; RNA binding.